UAACAUAUUGUAAUACAUGUUAGCUUUUCCUUUCACAGUCAUACAGCAUCAGUGUACUAGAGUUGGAGGUUGUAAGUGCCACUGACAUGGGCGAAAACACCAUAAACAAAAGAAAAGAAACCAAAACUCAAAAGGAAGGCAACAAUGACGAAACAUUGGUUCACGAAGACGAAGAUAUGGCAGAGAGUAUGGUGAUAGAGCUUCGGGAAUGGGUAACUUCCCAGCCACACCUAAUUAAUCCGAGGCUAGAUGACUGUUUUCUACUCCGAUUUCUUAGACACCAAAAGUACAACCUAGCCAAAUCACAGUGGCUUCUGGAGAAGUAUAUAAAAGCACGGAGCAAGCUUCCUCAAUGUUUCCAGCAGCUGGACAUAGAAGACCCUGGAGUCGUUGACCUGCUCUCCAACGGCUACGUCUUCCCACUUCCUGAGAAAGAUCGGGACGGCCGUGUCACUGUUUUUGGAAUAGCAGGUGUUAUGGACCCAAGACGCCACAAACCCAGGGAUUCCUACAGAGCAUAUGUGACGACAUUUGAAGCUCUGUUAGAUGAUGAAGUUGUCCAAAAGAGAGGUUUAUCUUAUAUUUUUGAUCAGGCAGACUUCCGACUCUCGCACUUCACUAUUGUUGGGCCUAAAGAACUUCAACUAUUGAUGUCAACAGGAGAGAAAGUUAUGCCAAUACGUCACAGAAGAAUCCACUGGUUGAAUAUGCCUAAACAUCUCCUGUUUAUCUACGAACUGUUUAAAAAACUACUGAGUAAGAAGAUCCAAGAACGGAUGGUUGUUCAUUGGAACCUUGAGACCCUUCAUUCUCAUUUUCCUCGAAAUAUGUUACCAAAGGAAUAUGGUGGAGAACACACUGUGAAAGAACUUGCAGGUCGAUGGGUGGAAACGUUACGACAAAAGAGAGAUUACUUGUUGUCAUUAGAUAAAAUGCAAUAUGACGAAAGCAAGAGACCCAGCCGUGUGCCUAACAACGAUGGUUUUUAAUUUAUAAAAUAAAUAAAUUUAUGUGUAAAAUUACACAAACAGAAAUUUAAUGAGAAAAUAUGUUCAUAUUCUUCUGGUAAUACAGUUCUAAAAUGAAAUGCUAUUGCCGUGGAGAUAAAAAAAGUGUUUCUUGUGCUAAAUAGUUUAAACAUUUCAACUGUUUAGUGCAGUAUAGCCAACAACAAGAGUGACCAAGUGACCAUUCAAUAUAACAUACAUUGUAAUAGUUGCUUUGAUAUUAGUUAUAAGCUAGCAAAAAAUAUUUACCCUAAGACUGUUGUAAAGAAUAUAUUUCGUAAUAAUUCUGUAACUACAUAUACUAGGGUGUAGUAAACAAUGGGGAUUGGAAUCCUUCAAAUGGCGAUUUAUACACAUUUUGGUAACUACGAAAAAAUCUGAGUAUGGUUUAACAAUGAGUUUAUAUUAUUUAGAUAUAUUUGCAUAUUCAAAUUCAUAAAAAUAGUUACUUACCAACAUAUUGUUUGUAUUCGUGUUGUUCAAUCCAUGCGUACAGUGCAUGUUCGAUUUAAUCAAUGUAUGGUUAACAUGAUGCUUUUA
Limulus polyphemus (Atlantic horseshoe crab) is the source of this 1547-nucleotide messenger RNA. Its product is annotated as clavesin-1-like. The record is from RefSeq and is a predicted model, not a curated record. The coding region runs from base 87 to 989 and encodes 300 amino acids. The transcript has 8 exons. Gene Ontology annotation, cellular component: membrane. Lineage: Eukaryota; Metazoa; Arthropoda; Merostomata; Xiphosura; Limulidae. Gene Ontology annotation, molecular function: phosphatidylinositol bisphosphate binding.